CGGUGGAAUAUUCCAGCGGAUCUCUCCUUGCUCUUUAAAAGGACGCGCUGAAAACGCUGCUGGGAAAUUGACAGGUAAACCGCUAUAUGUUCUGUGUAUGCAGUCAAUAGCGUGGUCGCUUCACAUACACCAGCCGGCAAACAGAAACAGAUCAAUCCGCGUGCGAAAAAAGAAAAGGAAAGAAAGACAUUAAGGUCCAGUACGUGCAUCUUUAGACGUCUGCGUCACUGGCUUUGUCUAGACUUUUUAGUCUUUUGGAGGUCCUUUCAGCUGAUGUUCUUUGACCCAGAGACAAUCAUGAUCCUCCUGACUCCCUCUUCUGGUCUCUUCCGGUGUACCAACAAGCUCUUUCUUUGUGAUGAAGCCACCGGACUUCAGAUCAAGGAGUUUGCACGUAAAAAUGCAGCUAACGCUCUGUCAGUUUGCAACAUGGUCAUGGGCAUGGCCUCCAUUCUCAGCAGUCUAAAUGGGCACCAUCAUGCUGCAUGUUGGCUGGUCCUGAUUGGCUACCUGCUGGAUUUGGCAGAUGGAGCAGUUGCCAGGCGACUCGGCGCCUGCUCUGCACUGGGUGCAAAGCUUGAUGAUUUUGCUGACUUCACAACAUUCGGGAUUGCCACGUCACUGCUCCUAAGGACCACUGACCUGCUGGACAACAUCCUGUGCGUGUGUUACGUCUUGUCUGUGUUUGUCCGCCUCUGUUUCUUCACGAGCGGGAUCCCAUUCAUGUACCGCGGCCUGCCCUGCAUCUACUCCUCAGGCAUCCUGGCCAGUGUCUCUCUGCUGUCCGGGGGAAACCUGGUCGUGCUGCGGAUCAUUGCGGCAGCCAUGAUCUUCUUCAUGAUCAGCCAGAGCUUCUACCCCCACGACAAAGUGCUGGAGUCCCAGGCCUGGAAGAAAGUUGUCUAUGCUGGAGGAGUCAUCAUGGUGUUUUGCUCUUCCUUCCCCCCUGCAUGUGUCUACUACCUGCUGUGGUCAGUCUCCUACAUUUUGUUCCCAACAUCCCUUUGGAGCAGUAAAGUGUAAAAUGGGUGCUGGCUUUAUCCAAAACUCCCAUUUAGGUUUACGUCUGGCCCAUCCGGGUGACAUGAGGCUUCCAGACUGCUGCUGCUCCCUACUGCCAUGGAGGAUCCAAGCUGAACAUGCUCAAGCUCCACAGGCAAAUCUCUAUUUGACCUUUUAUUUUAACGCAACACCUCUAAAACAAAACCCAGAUUGAAGAGAGUUAGCGUGAGGGAUAAGAAUGAGAUUUUAAUGUUGCUGGUAAGGACUAACCUUCAUGCUGUCUUGUGUCUUUGUUGCAUUUUCACUGAAGCCGGGAGUGGGAUGGCUUGUUUCAUGAUUUGUUUUUUUUAUUAUCAGGUUUAUGUCCUGUGUAAUCCCAAUCCUUCAAUAUUAAUCUUUCAUCAUGUUGUAAAUGCGCAGCAGCUGGGCAAUAUAAAAAUACAUGAUUUAUCAAGCACACAAAUUUCUAAUAUACUUUGGCCUCAAAUUUGGAUUUUUAAAAUAUGUUUAAUUGUGUAAUCACUCAAGAUCAUAACUCUUAUUAUAAUUUCCACAGUGUUAGCCUAAUGAGUAACAGUUUUAGUGCUACAGUAUGUAGGAAACUCCUUUUUAAUCAAUGACUAUACAACAUAUUUUCUGAGCAGCAUUUUUGUGGUUCAAAGUCCAAGUUCUUUAGGGUUUAUCUAUAACAAAGUAAUGGGAAUUGGUAAGGCACUAUGACAAUGUCUUGUGUUAACUGACUGUCUGUUAAUGUUUGCAGCCGGGUUGAGGUCACUUCACUUUCAUAGAGUUCAGAGUGGGAAAUUUACUUUUUUUUUGUAGGUGUCACAAAUCCAGUGAAUGAUUGUAAGAAGCUUUCAUUUCCAUUAUUGGAUUUGCUGUCUAUAAAUAAGUUCACUUGAAAGUCAGCUGACCACAACUCUGGCAUCUGUGAAUGUGGGACUGUCAGACUUUUUACAAAGUUGUGGCUGUGUCCAAUAAAUGAUGUGUUAGAUUUCCAUAUUUCUUCUAAGUGUGUUGGUACUUGCUAAUUGUACGUGUUUACCUCUGUUUUAAGAGGCAUUGCUGUUUUAAUAGUACAUCCAAACUGGAUCACAUACAUCUCAUAGUACUGCUCUGACCACAGUUUGAUCAGUAACAUCAGUGAUUUAGGGGGGGUCAGGAAUGCAACAUGAGUGGGCGUCGCCGCCCAUAAAUGGCAACGCAGCAGCAGGUUUCUGCCUUGUGAUUCAGUGUGAAUUUACCCUUAAAAAGCAACAACACACAGGCUGCGAAUCCUGCUUUUUCCUCACCACACUGUAAGUUUGGCCUCCACCUUAAAGGUGUUGUAACAUUGCACUACAGUCCAUGUUGGCUGUGCUCACAAAUGCACCCAACCACUACUAGUGGUGAAGCAGCAUAGAAACAUUAAACCCACAAGGAAGGAGAGUUUAAGUGUGUUGUUAAUCUUUAACUUGGCCUGUAUUCAGUUUGGGGGACAUCCUUAUUUUUUUGUAGAUUGUGAUUCACAUUGUGUGUAUUUGCACCUCUCUGCAUCGUGUGUGGAAAAUGGGGAGAUUAUACAGUAUGCCCAUAUUUAAAUUUGGACUCUGGACCUUGAGCUUGUAAUCGGAGGUGUCAAAAUAAAUGGUAUGGUAUGACAUCACUCAAAAUUUUAGUUCAGUGAUUUUAAUGUUAAUUGUAGUGAUUGGAACCCUCUUAUAAGCAAUAUAAGAAAAUGAAGAAGGAAAAACUAAAGCAGAACUUAGAGAACAUUAAGACGAAGGGUGUCUGUCUUUGGGUUCUGAUAUUAGUCUAAUCCCACUGUUGUUGACAUGGUUACAAUAACCAAUGUUGUAAAGAAAAUCUACAGGUAAAAGUGCAUACACAAGACUAAACACAAAUCUACUCUAGUACAUUCAGCUUUCCUGUGUGCGUGUUUUGGUUUUCAAACUGUGAAGUCACAGUGAUGUAUGCAUGCCUAGAGCAUUACAGAUACAAAAACUGUACUUUGCCCAAUAAAAAACAAAAAGAUCUUAAUGAAUAAUAAGAUCUGUGCUUUUACUUUUACUGUCUGUACAUUUUUGACAAUAAAGAGGUAAUAAUGAAAUGA
Messenger RNA from Etheostoma spectabile (orangethroat darter), 3094 nucleotides. It is a transcript of the gene tmem269, whose product is annotated as transmembrane protein 269. Gene Ontology annotation, biological process: phospholipid biosynthetic process. Gene Ontology annotation, molecular function: phosphotransferase activity, for other substituted phosphate groups. The record is from RefSeq and is a predicted model, not a curated record. The transcript is spliced from 7 exons. The coding region runs from base 274 to 1023 and encodes 249 amino acids. Lineage: Eukaryota; Metazoa; Chordata; Actinopteri; Perciformes; Percidae. Gene Ontology annotation, cellular component: membrane.